Molecule: messenger RNA, 2691 nt
Organism: Gossypium arboreum
Lineage: Eukaryota; Viridiplantae; Streptophyta; Magnoliopsida; Malvales; Malvaceae
Product: boron transporter 4-like
Exons: 13
Coding region: 157-2307 (716 amino acids)
Biological process (GO): monoatomic anion transport; monoatomic ion homeostasis; transmembrane transport
Cellular component (GO): plasma membrane
Molecular function (GO): solute:inorganic anion antiporter activity
Source: RefSeq, a predicted model, not a curated record
CUGCAUGUUUUGAAUCAUUUGUUUUAUAUAUAUACAUGCAUGUAAUGCAUAUAUGUAUAUGUAUAUGUAUAUGUAUAUGUUUUUAUGUUUAUAAUGUAGUUUACCAUGUGAGGGGUGGGUGGGUUAUGAAUGUGAAACCAAACAUGUUAGGCACUAAUGCUAUGUUUGAUUGACAGGAAAAUAGUGAUGAAAGUAAAAUCAAAGUUUUCUUUUGAAAAAUCUUGCCCUGUUUUUUUCUUCUUCCAAGUCAAAGUUUUUUCCAAAUCUUUUCCACUAGAAAUGGAAAACUUGAAAGCCCCUUUUAAGGGUAUUGCAAAUGAUGUUAAAGGAAGAGCAGGUUGCUAUAAACAAGAUUGGAUUACUGGUCUUCGUUCAGGACUGGGGAUAUUAGCCCCAACUACCUAUAUCUUCUUUGCUUCUGCUCUCCCCGUUAUCGCCUUUGGAGAGCAACUGAGCCGAGAUACAGAUGGGAGCCUAAGCACGGUUGAAACGUUGGCAUCGACUGCCCUUUGCGGUAUUCUACACUCGAUAUUCGGUGGCCAACCACUUUUGAUUCUUGGAGUUGCAGAGCCAACUGUUAUCAUGUAUACAUAUUUGUAUAACUUUGCAAAAGGAAGAGAUGACUUGGGGCAGGAACUAUACUUGGCUUGGGUCGGAUGGGUUUGUGUUUGGACUGCUCUCUUGUUGUUUCUGCUUGCAGUAUUCAAUGCUUGCACGGUAAUUAAUAGGUUCACAAGGAUUGCAGGCGAGCUUUUCGGCAUGUUGAUCAGUGUUCUGUUUAUUCAAGAGGCUAUCAAGGGAGUUGUGAGUGAAUUUCAAGUUCCCGAACAUCAAGACGCGAAGUUAGAGAAGUAUCAAUUUCAAUGGCUUUACACAAAUGGAUUGUUGGGAAUCAUAUUCUCGCUUGGCCUUCUCUAUACUGCCUUGAAAAGUCGAAGGGCGAGGUCAUGGUGGUAUGGCACAGGGUGGUUUAGAAGCUUCAUUGCAGAUUAUGGGGUACCUUUAAUGGUUGUAGUGUGGACAGCAAUGUCAUUUAGUGUACCAAGCAAAGUUCCUUCUGGGGUUCCAAGAAGGCUUUUUAGUCCUCUGCCAUGGGAAUCUGCGUCAACACAACAUUGGACCGUAAUUAAGGAUAUGGGAAGGGUCCCUCCAUUGUACAUCUUUGCUGCAUUUAUUCCAGCUGUGAUGAUUGCAGGACUUUACUUUUUCGACCACAGCGUUGCUUCGCAAAUGGCACAACAAAAGGAAUUCAAUCUCAAGAAUCCAUCUGCAUAUCAUUAUGACAUUUUGCUGCUCGGAUUCAUGACUUUACUUUGUGGACUAAUCGGCCUCCCUCCUUCGAAUGGAGUCCUACCACAGUCUCCUAUGCAUACUAAGAGCCUUGCAGUUCUCAAAGGGCAGGUCAUCCGACGAAAAAUGGUGGAGAGUGCGAAAGAAAGCAUAAAGCUGAAAGCUAGUGACUCCGAAAUAUAUGGCAAGAUGCAAGCGGUCUUCAUCGAAAUGGACAAGAGUCCAGAAACUGCAGUUGUUAAAGAGUUAGAAGACUUGAAGAAGGUUGUUAUGAAAGGUGAAAAUGAAGGAGAAAUAAAAAAGGAAACAUUUGAUCCCGAAAAGCAUAUUGAUGCCUACUUGCCGGUUCGAGUUAACGAACAGAGAGUGAGCAAUCUUUUGCAGUCACUCCUAGUUGCUGCAUCAGUAUGCGCUAUGCCUGCAAUCAAGUUGAUACCUACAUCGGUUCUUUGGGGAUAUUUCUCGUACAUGGCCAUUGAUAGUCUUCCCGGUAAUCAGUUCUGGGAAAGGAUGUUACUUCUCUUCAUCACACCUACCCGGCGAUACAAGGUGUUGGAACAUGUUCAUGCUUCAUUCGUGGAGUCAGUACCGUACCGAUUUAUGGCAAUGUUUACACUCUUCCAGUUCAUAUAUCUCCUCAUAUGCUUUGGUGUAACAUGGAUUCCUAUAGCUGGAAUCUUGUUUCCAUUGCCCUUCUUCCUUCUCAUCAUCAUAAGGCAAUACAUUCUCCCAAAGCUCAUUCUCCCAAAUUAUCUCCGUGAACUCGAUGCGGCCGAAUAUGAGGAGCUUACCGGUGCCUUCCCAAGAACAUCCCUCAGCUUCUCUUCAAGGGAAAUGGAUAUAUCUCGUCUUGAGAAUGAGGCUGAUGCAGUUGAAAGGUUUGAUGCUGAGUUAUUAGAUGAGUUGACAACAAGCAGAGGAGAGUUAAAGCUCCGAACUGUUAGCUUCAGUGAGGAGCGGAAGGGCCAGGUAGGAUGCUCCAGUUUUUUCGUACCUGUGUUCGGCAUUCAUGUGUGACAUAUAAGCACAAUGAUAUGACUUUCAAAAAUAUCCCAAAUACAUUAAAAAACUCAAAAAAACUCUAACCAUACGCUUGUGACAUGCAUGUCUAUAUCCAAUACUCGUACUUGCGAUUGAGUAACAUAGCUUCUUCGUGCAUGAUAAUUUUUUGACUAUAUUUCUUUAAGUCUUUAUUUUUCUUAAAUUAUUUAUAUCUAACAUUCGUAUUUUACACAUAGGGAUAUGACCUUGAAGAAUCCUUUACAUACAUGAAUCAACUUAGAAAAACCUAACCAUACCCGUAAUAACAUAAUUUUUUCAUGCAUGAUUAUCUUGCCAAUGAAUUUUGUAUAACAAUGUCUUUUAUAUUUGUAUUUUGCAGGUUUAUCCAAAGGAUAUUGU